Lachancea nothofagi CBS 11611 is the source of this 408-nucleotide messenger RNA. The record is from the annotation of a GenBank genome assembly. Lineage: Eukaryota; Fungi; Ascomycota; Saccharomycetes; Saccharomycetales; Saccharomycetaceae.
AUGGCAGAACAAAUCACGCACAAACGCCCAGUUAGGAUACACAUAGAUAGAGAUAAACGCAAGCAGCUUCAUGAUUACUAUAAACUAAAAGAGGCUCAUCAUCGUAAUGGCAACAUUGAACAAGUGGAACAGACCGAUGCUUCUGACGCUACCGAGGAAGGUGACACAUCAAGUUCACAAUCUGUGAGUCCUGUUCCUGGGAUUUCACAGAGUACCUUAGCGCAAUUAGUUCAUACUCACAACGCCCUUCUUAGCAAGAAGGCUGAAAUGAACAAUACGAUCAAAAACACGAUUUACGAAAACUACUACGACUUGAUAAAGGUGAAUGAGCUGUUGCGCAGCGUUGGCGAUGAUGGAAAGGACAAUUUAGAUCAACUAAAAGGGGUUUUGAAGCUCUUGGAAGAGUAA